Molecule: messenger RNA, 2333 nt
Organism: Malania oleifera
Lineage: Eukaryota; Viridiplantae; Streptophyta; Magnoliopsida; Santalales; Ximeniaceae
Exons: 4
Coding region: 647-1678 (343 amino acids)
Source: RefSeq, a predicted model, not a curated record
GAAAAGUUCAAUAGUUCUUCUCUUCUCGUUUCCUAGCAAGGAGCUCCAUCUUUCAUCCUCAAGGUGAUUGUGUUAACAUUCUUCUGCCAUUUUGAGGGACAGCCACAGUGACUUUUUGGCUUGCUCCCUUCAAUAGUUAAGAAGUUGACAUCUUCAGCAUGCAGGCACUAUAACGUCCCAGCAGUCUUCUGCUGUAGUUACCCCCAUUAUAUCAGUGUUUGCCCAUCUCAUUGGAGCGUUUCUCUCACGCGCCACAAAUCGCGUGGUUAAAGAAAUACAGAUGGGCGCCGACCUGAACAAGCUGGAGGCUCAAAUAAAAGGACGAUUGAGGUGCAGCAGUCCACGUCAGCUCGCAGGUAUAUAAACUCGUUCGCCCUAAAACUCUCCCGACAUUUUCAAAUCGUCUCUCUCUCUCUAGUCAAGAGGAGAGCCCUAACGAAGCAGCCUCGUCUCCUCUUUCUACUCGAAUUUCAAACUAAUCGGAGCCUAUCAAUUGGUCCCUUGCAAUUUCUACUCGAAUCGGGGACUGAUUGGUUUCAAGAACUUUGAAAGAUAAGAAUCGCUCAACCGGUUUCUUGAGCUUCUGUUCCUUUUUUGAGCUGCUUCCUGGGAAGUGUGCUGCUCUUAGAAGUGUUGCUAAUAAAACAUGCCUAAGGAUAGAAGAGAUCGUUCAGUGUCUUUUGAUAGGUCUAGGGCAUCUCCUUACCCAUGUAGCUCUAGUAGAACAAGACGUUCUUCAUCCAAAAAGUCUUCUGGAAGCGAGGAAGAUGUGAAAGAAUGGGAGGAAGCUCGGUGCCCUGUCUGCAUGGAACAUCCACAUAAUGCUGUUCUCCUCAUAUGUUCUUCCCAUGAUAAGGGUUGCCGCCCUUAUAUGUGUGACACAAGCUAUCGCCACUCAAAUUGUCUUGACCAGUUCCGCAAGUCAUCUGCAGAAACCACUUUGACAGUGCCACCACAAGAGGAGACUUCACUCUCUACCCCACACUCGUCCCACACAGGGAUGUCAGAGGAUGCAAUUACCAAUUUACCAGAAGAAAGAAGUGAGGAAGGGCUCUUUGGCAUUCAUACAGGGUCUUGUGAGGACCAGGUUCCUCCAAAACUGGUCUGCCCACUUUGUCGUGGACAGAUAAAGGAGUGGAUUGUUGUUGAGCCUGCUCGUCGUUUGAUGAAUGCAAAAUCAAGGAGUUGUGCCUGUGAAACUUGUGAUUUCAGUGGCUCCUAUACUGAUCUCAGGAAGCAUGCAAGGCUCGAACACCCCCUUGUCAGGCCAUCAGAGGCUGACCCCGAACGCGAGCGUAAUUGGAGGAGGUUGGAACGGCAGAGGGACCUGGGAGACUUGCUCAGCACCCUCCAGUCUUCAUUUGGAGAAGAGAGGAGUGAAGACAGCAUUCUGCCCAUUGAUGAAGGGGGAUGGCUGACUGUAUUUUUCCUUAUUCGGGUUUUUCGGCCUGGGGCUAGUUCAAGGAGCAGCAGUUGGUCUGGUACUGGUACCACCUCAAGAACCAGAGCACAGCUAAGCAUCAGAAGAAGAUCUACAAGAUUAUGGGGAGAGAGCUAUGACGGGGAAACCGGAUCUGCUUCUAGGGGUGAGGAUAAUGAGUCUUCGGAUGGUGGGUCUGGCCCUCGGAGACGCCGUGAGCCGGUCCGUCGUCGGGCAACACCAGAUGAUGAGCUCUGACUGCCAAAUCUCUUCUCUGAACUUCUCAUUGUUUUCUUUUUGGAGGUUCCAAUUGUAAGUAGAUUCCUGCACGCAACUACUGCAUCAAUUUAAUUUUUGAACACCUUUUUUUUUAGCACAUUCAAAGUAUCACUCUCAAAAUAUCAUAAAUCCAAACUCCACCCCACCUUAUUACUAGGGGUAAACCCAAGGUUGGCCAUUAUUUUUACUAAACACGUUCUAUUUAUGUGAUUAUGUUAUGUUGUUGAAUUUACUGUUUGUGCUGUGUGUUUCAGGUGGAACAACAGGGACGACCCUGCAACAUAUUUUGCUCUUGCUUGCGCUUUUGGGAUCUAUUCAACCACACAAGCAAGAGUCCUUGCUUCGAGUUGCAGGCAUGUGUAUCUAAGGAGUGUUCCAAUUGUAAUGUAUUUUUUUAGUUUAAAAGAAAACUUGAGUUGAGGCCCCUGCGCGUUCCUUUGAUGCCUCCCCUUCUUCUUCAUUUUGCUUUUGGCAUUUGCAAAUAUGCCUCUAUGAAAUUGCAAAACAUCAAAUUGGUUCCUUUAUGAUGUGUUGCCUGCGCAGCAAUGCUAUUGUUAUUAAAUCAACAUCGUAUGGCUCCUUAAUUAAGUAAUUAUUAAAAAUAUAGAGUGAAAAAUAGAAAAGCUUUUAUGAA